Messenger RNA from Lachancea dasiensis, 1167 nucleotides. Lineage: Eukaryota; Fungi; Ascomycota; Saccharomycetes; Saccharomycetales; Saccharomycetaceae. The record is from the annotation of a GenBank genome assembly.
AUGGGCUCUAUAUCAACCUUGUUUGUACAGAAACGAAGUUCCACAACUACUCUGCGCCAGCCUAAAGAGCUUGCGUAUUAUAGCAAAACGCAGGAAAAUGAGUUCCUCAUUAAUGACACUUCGAAGAUGAGCUACUAUUAUUUACCCGAUAGCGAAGUAGAUCGGAACUUGGAUCUUUGCAGUGGGAUCAAAAAGUUCAAAGAAUGCAAUGGGAAUCCAGAUUUUGAUAGCUGCACUCUAAAGGGAUUAUUGCAGAGUAUACAGUCGUAUGAACAGCGUAAGAACAAGAAAGUGGCCGGUGACAUCAUAACGUUUAGAGGAGUGAUGAGGAAAUUAAUAUCCUGUGCAUUUGACAGUGCCCAGUACAACCCAGUUGAGCUCCGAGUAGUAUCAUUCAACGGGCAGCUUUUCGUCAAAGAAGUGGAACAACCGAAAGUACCAUCGAGCAGCAAAGAGUCGAUGGAGUACAGAGCAUACUACAGUGGCUACAAAUUCGAAAGCUUGGCAACGGUCUCCAAGCCUCUUCCGCACGUCUCACGCAGCAGUCUUGAGAAAAGGCCGCGUAAGAUAUGCUCCAAUGGCGACCAAUACAUCACGGUAGUGAGGUCCGGUGUAGGAAGCUGCAAGUUGGUUUUGGGGGCGGAGGUUGAUUGCGUAUUCGAUUUCAGCGAGGACUCUUCAGAUAAUCUCAAGCACUACGCAGAAUUGAAGUGCACGAAGAACGUCUCCAGCUUUGCAGACGCCCGCCGCUUCGAGAGGAAAUUGUUCAAAACGUGGUUGCAGUGUUUCUUGAUUGGAAUAAACAGGAUAAUAUAUGGUUUCAGAGAUGAAAACUUUCUGCUCAAGAGCGUGGAAGAGUUUUCGACUCAGGAAAUUCCACUUUUGUUGAAAAAUAAUAACGCCCAAUUAUCCAAUGCUUGCAUAGAAGCGGUAAGAUGGUACGGCGCAUUGACAGAAUGGUUGAUGACCGCUAUUCCCCGUGAGGAAUCUACGGAAAGUGUGAGAGCUUACAGACUAAGCUUUGAAAAUAAUCACCUGAAGCUAAGCGGAAUCGAGCCGGGGCACGCGGAGUAUGCGGAAUUGGUCGAGGGCGUUGAAAUUCUAAGCCCAGAGUUCAGGGCUUGGAGAAAGGAAUUGGCCAAGAGGGCCGAAGAAAACGGAAAAUAA